CGGGCGCGCGCCAAGGGAGUCCCGCCGAUCCCGGGUGUCCCCCCCCCACACACACACACACCGGUCCUCGGGGCGCAGCGCCCACGGGGUCUGCGGCGGGGGGCGGCGCCCGGGGUUGCCAUGAGCUCCCCGCCGCCCGCCCGCAAGGGCUUUUACCGCCAGGAGGUGACCAAGACGGCCUGGGAGGUGCGCGCCGUGUACCAGGACCUGCAGCCCGUGGGCUCCGGCGCGUACGGCGCCGUGUGCUCGGCCGUGGACAGCCGCACCGGUGCCAAGGUGGCCAUCAAGAAGCUGUACCGGCCCUUCCAGUCCGAGCUGUUCGCCAAGCGCGCCUACCGCGAGCUUCGCCUCCUCAAGCACAUGCGUCACGAGAACGUCAUCGGGCUGCUGGACGUGUUCACUCCUGACGAAACCCUGGAUGAUUUCACAGACUUUUACCUGGUGAUGCCGUUCAUGGGCACCGACCUGGGCAAACUCAUGAAGCACGAGAAGCUGAGCGAGGACCGAAUCCAGUUCCUUGUCUACCAGAUGCUGAAGGGGCUAAAGUACAUCCAUGCUGCUGGCAUCAUCCACAGGGACCUGAAGCCUGGCAAUCUGGCAGUGAAUGAGGACUGUGAGCUGAAGAUCCUGGACUUCGGCUUGGCCAGGCAGGCCGACAGCGAGAUGACUGGGUACGUGGUGACCCGGUGGUACCGUGCACCUGAGGUCAUCUUGAAUUGGAUGCACUACACCCAGACGGUGGACAUCUGGUCAGCGGGCUGCAUCAUGGCAGAGAUGAUCACAGGGAAGACGCUGUUCAAGGGCAGUGACCACCUGGACCAGCUGAAGGAGAUCAUGAAGGUGACAGGGACUCCUCCCGAUGAAUUUGUGCAGAGGCUGCAGAGUGCCGAAGCGAAGAACUACAUGAAGGGCCUCCCCGAGUUGGAGAAGAAGGAUUUCGCUUCCAUCCUGACUAACGCAAGUCCUCUGGCUGUGAACCUCCUGGAGAAAAUGCUGGUACUGGAUGCCGAACGGCGGGUGACUGCGGCCGAGGCGCUCACACACCCCUACUUCGAGUCACUGCAGGACACGGAGGAUGAACCCAAGGCCCAGAAGUACGACGAGUCCUUUGACGAUGUGGAUCGCACGCUGGACGAGUGGAAGCGUGUCACAUAUAAGGAAGUGCUCAGCUUCAAGCCUCCCCGGCAGCUGGGGACCAAGGUGUCCAAGGAGACAGCGCUGUGAAGACCCCUGGGCCCUGAGAGCGGUGGGGAGGGGGCCUUGAGGACCCUGGCUGGGGCUUCCACCUGGAAGGGGAUCCUGAUUAUCACUGUGACUCUGGCUGGGGUUUGCAUCCCAGGAGACCUAUGGUUCCAUGGACCCCCUCCCCCAGCCAUUACCCUGCUCUCAAGGCUACCACCUCAGUCUAACCUUGGGGGGGGGGCAUCUGGACCUUCUGAACAGGACGCCAAACUGACCUGGGACUGGCCUCUGACUCCCUGGGCAGUGGUCCCCUUCCCCAGGUGCAACAAGAAGCCUCAGAGCCCGUGGGGGAUGGGGGUGGUGAGGCUUGGGUCAAGGCUUGGCCUGACCCUGUCCGCUCCAGCCCCUGCUGGAACCCAGUUCACACAGCUGAAAGAGAUACACAGGGAGGGCACUGAGUGCCUACUCAGGGAUGUCUCUCCUGGGGGGCGUUGGUGUGGACUCUCCUGAACCCCCCAGCCCGGAAUGUAAAUUGGCCCUGUGCUAUGCCCACAUGACGGGAAGGAAAUAAACCCUUUUGUAGAGAUCCCA
Molecule: messenger RNA, 1773 nt
Organism: Neofelis nebulosa (Clouded leopard)
Lineage: Eukaryota; Metazoa; Chordata; Mammalia; Carnivora; Felidae
Gene: MAPK12
Product: mitogen-activated protein kinase 12
Exons: 12
Coding region: 121-1224 (367 amino acids)
Biological process (GO): protein phosphorylation; MAPK cascade
Cellular component (GO): nucleus; cytoplasm
Molecular function (GO): MAP kinase activity; ATP binding
Source: RefSeq, a predicted model, not a curated record